Molecule: messenger RNA, 349 nt
Organism: Musca vetustissima
Lineage: Eukaryota; Metazoa; Arthropoda; Insecta; Diptera; Muscidae
Exons: 2
Coding region: 1-345 (114 amino acids)
Source: RefSeq, a predicted model, not a curated record
AUGAUUACAAAAGUGCUAUCAUUUUUGCUGGUCGGAUGUGUUGCCCUGUGCUCAGCACGACCUGGUUAUCUUCAUGGCCAUCAUCAUCAUUUGGAUUAUCCUUACUAUGGUCACCAUGAACCAUUACAUGUGGCCAAAUAUGUCCAUGUACCCGCUGCCAUAUCACAUCAAAGCUCCACCGUCAUCCACAGUGCUCCGAUUAUCAAACCUGUCGUGGUGCCCGUUGUCAAACAUGUUGUACCCAUUGUAAAGACAUAUCAUCCGGCACCAAUUAUCAAGACCAUUCAUCCCUUGCCAUUGCACUAUGAUCCUUAUCAUCAUUUCGAUCAUCAUCAUUUCCAUUAAGUGG